UGAGGGUUGUCAAACUCAUUUAGUUUUGCAGGCCACAUUUUUGCCAAAUAGAUCUCACGUGGGCGGACACUUCUGUGAAGUUGACCGGCUAAAAAAAUCAGUGUCUUAUGUUUGUUCUGUCAAAUUUUUUGACAGUUUUGUAGAUAUCCCAUCAUUAAUUUGUAGUGAUGACGACACGCAGCACCCCCCAUCUACAGCCGAACAGAACUGCAAUGGUGCCGUUCGUUUGUGCUACGUUUUUGCUCGUUUCGCUGUGAAAACUUACGUUCUGCUGCUACCGUUUUGGUUACUUCAUGAACAAAAACGACAAAUAUGUAUGGUGUUUACCUUCUUUGAGCGGUUUAUGAUAGCAACCACCAUUUGACAAUGGCAGUAUAGCACAUAGCAGUAAAGCCAAUGACAUGUAUGUUCCCUAAAGAAGACAGAACAUAAUUGACAUCAGUAUAUAUUUGAAGGAACGUUACAUGAGAUUAUUUCAUGUAAACACACAAUGAUUUUUUUUUAGCUUUGGAUGCACCUCCCGCUCAUCUGAUAUUCCAGCCAAUCAGGAAAAAAAGGAUUAUCCGUCCAAGCUAUCUGUGGCAGAGCUGGCGGGCAGGUUCAAAGGUCAUAUACUCCCCAUGAUGCCUGUUGUACAUGAUGAGAUGGACUCAAGUCCCGUCAAAAUCCGGACCAAGAGCUCCUCCAUUAUCGAGAGACUUCAGGCCAACCUCGCUCUGUCGCCCACUACUCUGCUGCCGUCGCCCAAGGGUGCCGAGUUGAACCGCCGUCCCGACUCGCCCCCGGCCGCCGUGGUCACGAGCCCGCCGGGGCCUGCCCCGCAGCCGUCCGUCGAGGAGGAGGACCAAGAGGAGCCCGUCAGCUUCGACGGCCCUCCAGAAAGCGCCCCGCUGCCGAGCUUCCACAAGACCCGAGUACGGCUGUCGUUCAAGAGACGUCCACCGACGAGACAACACAGGCGGUCGGCGUGGGAGUCGCCGUCUCUCUUCGGCGACGAGGAGUCAUCGCCCGAAGCCAACGGGGACACCGUUUUGCAACUCGCUGUCCGAGAAGACGAGGAGGACUGCCAAGAGGCUCGGGGGGAGCCGGCCAAGACCGCCCCGGGGGACGGAGAGGAAACUCGGGAAGCGCCAACGCUCCCACGGCAGACGGAUGGAGGAGACGCCGACACGCCGCACUGAUCGGUGGACUACACCACCUUAAAAAAAUAGAGACGCAGAUUUCAAAGUGCUUCAACUAAUAAGACGAUUUGCCUGCGUUGUCGCCAUCUGGUGGUCAAUUUUUAGGUACACAAAGAAAACAUAAAACGCAAA
This is a messenger RNA of Corythoichthys intestinalis (scribbled pipefish), 1313 nucleotides long. RefSeq lists its product as uncharacterized. The record is from RefSeq and is a predicted model, not a curated record. Bases 621 to 1181 code for a protein of 186 amino acids. The transcript has 5 exons. NCBI's taxonomy places the organism in Eukaryota, Metazoa, Chordata, Actinopteri, Syngnathiformes, Syngnathidae.